Messenger RNA from Naegleria gruberi, 2403 nucleotides. RefSeq lists its product as uncharacterized. NCBI's taxonomy places the organism in Eukaryota, Heterolobosea, Eutetramitea, Acrasida, Naegleriidae. The transcript has 2 exons. The record is from RefSeq and is a predicted model, not a curated record. Gene Ontology annotation, biological process: regulation of GTPase activity. The coding region runs from base 1 to 2403 and encodes 800 amino acids.
AUGCAAGAAUGUUGUACUGAUGAAAGUUGUCCUAAAAUGAUGUCUAGUCCUGGAUAUAUGUAUUUAUGGAGAGAUUCAAGCUCUAAAAAGUAUAAGAAAGCAACAGAAGUGUCAGCACCUGAAUAUAUUGCAUUAUCAAUUGACAAGAUUGAAUCACUUCUCAAUGACACAUCAAUCUUUUCAACAAGUGGAGAUUUUCCAAAAGAAUUUCGUAAAACAGUUAAAGACAUGUGUAAGAAAAUAUUUCGUGUCUAUGCUCACGUCUUUCAUCAUCAUUACAAUGAAGUGACAGAUAGAAAAAUGGAACCAAACUUUUUGUUUGCAUUUAAACAUUUUCUAUUCUUUGCUAUGGAAUUUAGAUUGCUUAAUGAAAAGGAAUUAGAACCAAUGAUUCCUUGGAUUGAAAAGUCAACUGGUAUUGAUGUUGAAAAGUAUUUGAAAAGUAAAAAGAAGGAAAAGCAUAACCAAAAGAAAUCUGGAGAAUCUUCAUCAAAUCCAAGUACAAGUUCCAAUUCUAAUAAUAAUAGCGCCAAUGAUUUAUCUGCAAGCUCAGAAGAUAAACAACCUAAAAAGAGAAAUGGACACAAACGUAAUGAUUCAUUGAGGGCAGAAGAUUUCAAUUUAAUUCGAAGACGUUCAGCUUCAGUGAUGGCACCAAAUGACCAGAUCCAGUCACAUAACAGUAACUUGGGUCCAAACAUGUUAAACACUUCAUUAGAUUCGAAUAGUUCAGCCACUGAUAGUGAAAAGGCAAUUUAUGCUAUUGAACCAAAUAAGAUUUCAACACUUCUUGUGGAGGUGAUCGAAGCAUGUAAUUUGGAUGCAAAGAAUACCAAUGAUACUUCAGAUGGUUUUGUUGUACUCAAAUUUGAAGGACAAGAAGUUAAAACUGAAGUUAUUUGGAAGGAAUUGAAUCCAAAAUGGAAUGAACGUUUCACAUUCAUUGUGAAGAAUAUUUCCUCCAAUUUACAAUUAACAGUUUAUGAUGAAAAUAGACUUUCAAAGGCAGAAUUGAUUGGUGUUGUUGAUUUCAAUUGUCAAGAAUUGGCAGAUGAAGUUAAACAUGAUAUUUGGCUUGAUUUGAAGAAUAAGGAUUCCAACACAUUUGCUGGACGUAUUCAUCUCAAAUGUAUUUUUACCAGUUCUGAAAGUGGUAGUAUGGGCUACUUGAAGAAGAUUACAAAUUUGAAUUUUUAUGAUACUUUGAAAGAGUUUUUGGUUAAUACUUCACCUUCUGUUUUUAUUGGAUUAUUUGACAAUAACAAGUUAAAUGUAGAUGAUAAGAUUUUCAAAUCACUCAUUUAUUUAACAACUUAUGGAGAUAAUAAGAAUACGAUAUCUGACGCAUUUAAUGUUUCAGUGAUGAAAUAUAUCAUUCGUUUAGAAGUGGAAAAGACCAUUAGAAUAUCUCAAUUAUUGAGAUCUAACACCAUUAGUACCAAACUAGUUGGAAUGUAUCUGAAGAUUUUUGGACAGGGAUAUCUUAAAAAGACUCUUCAAGAACUCACUCAAAAGAUUUGUGAAGAAGAUAGAUUUUUGGAAUGCUCCCCUGAUACUAUCAGAAAGGAAGAUAGUUCAGUCGAUCCAGAUGCAAAGGCAAAAGAAAAUUUGAAUGAAAUUAUUGCCUAUGCAAGACAGUACAUGCAAUUAAUCAAGAAUUCAGUUUCAAAUAUGCCACCAGAUAUUAGACAAAUAACUUCUCAUUUGAGAGAACAAGUAAUGAAAAAGUAUGAAAAUGUUGUUGCUGUUAGCGAGAGUACUGAAACAAAUCAAUUGGAUAGUGCUAGUAUGGGUACUAUUGCAGCAACUUCACUAUUAUUCCUUCGAUUUAUUACACCUUGUAUCACUGCUCCUCAUUUGUUCCAACUUGUACAAACAAUUCCUCAGAAGAAUGCUCAACGUACUUUAAUGUUGGUUUCUAAAAUUUUACAACAACUUGCCAAUGAAACAGAAUUCAGUGAAAAGAAGGAAGCUUUUAUGGUUCCUGCCAAUGAAUUCUUGAGAGAACAAAAAUCAAUUUUGAGAAGUUUCCUUGAUGAUGUUUGCGAUGUUAAUAAGAGUGGUUUCACACUUCGUAAGAGUACUGACGGAACUGAAAGUGAGGAAAAUAAUGAUAGAUUAUUGUGGUCUCUCUACAAUAUUCAUGUACUUUUCUAUGAUAAUGAUUCUAUUUUAUUCCCAUUAUUACAAGAAUCUAAAAAGAAAGGAACCACAGCACCAUUCUCCUACUUUGAUCUCAAUAAUGAGAGUGCAGAAGAACUGGCUGAUAAAUAUGAUCAACUGAGAAAAGUUAUUGCUCGUUUAGGAUCACCACCUCAGCUUUCUCUAGCAACCAGACAAAAGAUUGCUACUGCCUUCUCCAAGCGAAGUGAUACUGAUAUACCAGCAAUCAACCUGAAUUAA